Molecule: messenger RNA, 4056 nt
Organism: Aedes aegypti (yellow fever mosquito)
Lineage: Eukaryota; Metazoa; Arthropoda; Insecta; Diptera; Culicidae
Gene: yem
Product: yemanuclein
Exons: 6
Coding region: 378-3536 (1052 amino acids)
Cellular component (GO): nucleus
Source: RefSeq, a predicted model, not a curated record
UUUAUGCUCGAGUAAGAACAACCCGAAACGCAAAGGAGGCCAAAGCCCCGCCGCGUAUACGUCAAAAACGUCGUCCGAAAAAAAGUGUGUAAAUUUUUCAAUCCCGAAAAUAUUGGUUUGAUCUGAAAUUCGCGUCCGCUUGCCGUCGAUUUCUGGGCAAUGCCUUGAAGUGCGCGUGUGAUAUUCUGAUACAUGCAAUUCGGUUCUGGUUCGUGAAAUUGUGGCUCCGUUUCGGGAAUCGUAGUGAAAAAAGUGAGAGUGAAAACGCGCAAGAAGAAUCUACUACGCGAAUGUCGAUUCCUUCUUCAUCGGGGUCCACUUUUGGCUUCGACUUCUGCUGCUGCUGCUGCUGAAAAACGAGCAGUUCAGGGGAAAUAAUGUCGGAAAUUAAACGUGUGACACUGACCACGAUCAGUGAUGUGGUGAAGAAGAGUCCUUUUGGCGGUGCGUUGGAUCAAAACACGGACAACUUUCCAGCCGGGAGUGCCUUCGGAGUUGGGUUGGGAAGCGGAGGAGGCGGCGUAACGGGAGCCGGGUCCUCCGGAAAGAAUGCGGCCAGCAAAGCGCGAAAAACCGUCCGCCUGGCGCUGGAGCUGUUCGAACCGACGGCGCAAAGCUUUCCCGAGUUCAACUUCUCCAAACUCAUGCACGAGGAGCAGAAACGCCAACGCAAAGCCGAGAAGAAAUCCGUCUCAAACGGGUUCCUGUCGGACGCCGACAACGACGACGACGUGGCCCGAAUUGCACGUGAAUUGGAGAAAAAAUAUGGCUCCGGUACGGCUUACAGCAGCUCCGGCAAGUCGGCCCGUUCCUCACAGUUGGACGUCUACGACAGAGGGGCGGGUUAUGAUGAGGAGGACUCCUUCAUCGAUAACACCGAAGCGUACGACGAGUUGAUUCCGCAGGAAGUGGAGACCGUGGGCGGGGGAUUCUACAUCAACUCUGGCCAGUUGGAGUUCAAGACACUAUCGAAUUUCGAACGGCCGGAAGAUGCCGAACGGAUGCCCAAGCCGAAGAAGCGACUGCUGUCGACUUCGAGCGAAAGCGACAGCGAAAAUGAAAAGGCGCCAAGAAAGAGGAAGGAUGAGGUAGGAAGCGCUGCAACAAGCGGAGCAGAAAGCGGAAAGAGCGGUAAGACUGAGAGGAAACGCUUGAACGGACACGUCGGCAAGAAGCCGAAGGUGAACAGUGAGAAGACUGAGGAGAAAUUGUUGGCAAAGAAGAAGAAAGAGGAUAAGGAAGCUAAGGAAGGCGGUAAAGAAGUCAAGGUAGUUAAGACAAUUACAGUGAAGGAUAUGUUGAGAGCGAAGCGGGAUAGUAUGCGAAAAAUCGAACAGGAGAAGAAAGGCAGGAGUAGUGCAACGGUUUCCAGCUCAGAAGCUGAGGAAGAUGACGAUGGUGAAGAUGAAGAGGACGAGGAGGAUGGAAGUGAGGCCAGCGAUAGUGAUUCGAGUGAUAGCGGCUCGGAUGAUUCGGAUAGUGAUAGUGCUUCUGGUACUGAACCGGAACAACCGCCGAAAGUCAAUGGCGAAGAGGCGCCUAAGAAGCAAAACAGUGUCCGACUGCCCGACAAUCUUCCGGAUCAUUUGCUACAGGACUUGAACGAUUUGAAGGAACUUGCCGACAAAGCAACUGGGAGGUUCAACUUUUUCGAAACCGCUGUCGCAGAUCUGCUGCUGCAAAUCGAUGUGACUUCGAGAAUGUGCGGAGGAAGCGCAAGGAACACAAUCUAUAAACAUCUGGAGGAGCACUUGCGCGUAAGCCAUCAAACGUUGAUGAUCAAAAUUAAAAAGAUUCGAAUACGGAAGGAAGACGGCAAGGUCAAGAAAGUGCUCGAUAAACUUGAAGACGCAGUGACUGAGAUGAUGCCGAAGAUAAUCACGAAUUAUGAGGCGGAGAAGCUCAAGGCGAUCGAGCUUCGUAACUCGUUGCCCGUCGGUGAAAAUGGAGAAAAACCAGAAGUCAAACAUCCAAAGAAAAAGUUCCCCUGGAAUGAUCAGGUACGGGGAUUGCUCUACGAAAUUGCCAGUAUCAGGAAACAGUCGUUCAACAUCCUCCGGCCUAGGAAAGAAACGGAGGCAGAGUUCAUCCAAAGCUACCUGCAGAAAAAUGUCGUACCUCUAUGGCCAAGCGGAUGGAUGAAGUUCGAAGAUCUUCAGAAGGAGUUGGAUCGACGGAAAAAGAACGAUGGCAAAGCCAGCAAAGAAGCCAAAAAGACUGUCCAACUGUCGAACGUGCCCACUGCUCUUCCAUCCCCAACUCUUGCCACUGGUGGCGCAGGGAAAGCGGAAACAGUAUUGCCUUCCGUAGCCAAACUGUCCGGGUCCAAAACGGAAGAGAAGAAGUCGGUGCGACCACCUCAAUCAUCACCGGUGGGAGUGACCGCAGCUGCAUCUAGUCCUGCACAACCACCUCCCAGCACAUCUCCAGCUGCCUCCAAGAAGACUUCAGACCACAGCAUUAUCAACAUCAUAAGUUCGCCUCCCAGCAAAACUAGUUCCUCGCAACAUUCCAGUCAAUAUCAAUCUCAUCCAUCACCGCAACCGCCACGACCUCAAUCUCUAACGCCUCGACCGCUAUCCAAUUUCGAUGAAGAUCUCAUCCAAGCGCACGUCAUCAACAUAGAACCAGCUCACAGUGCUUCGAAAACUUCCCCACUUCCGAUGGACUUCCGAAUCAACUCCCCUGCGCUGUCGUCGGCAUCUUCAGCUUCCUCCUCUCGUAGAGCAUCGUCCUACCAAGAGCAGCCUCCGAUGGCACACAGGAAUUCAACGCCUGCAAGUGCAAAUAACCGAAAGAGCCUAGACGACGACAGUGACAGCAGUAUUGAAAUCAUCGGCGAAUACAAUGUCGGCGAAAAGAAGGUCGAUUGUGUUCUGGAUUUGGCCCUCCCGUCGAUCAACAAAGACAAGUACAAAAAGCCACCAAAUGCUGGCAAAGCUGGAUCGAGCCGUCCCACUAGCGAAAGCACCACAAGUUCCACCGCCAUGCGAGGUUCACCCAUGGGUAUCAACAGCACUACCAACAACAACAACAACAGCUACGAGAAGCCAAAUAAGUACGGCCAAAAGACCCCGUCGUCUUCUUCCACGUCAUCGACACCGACGUCGAGUAUGAAGGCGGCGAACAUGGCGGGAAGUUUUGCCCUACCCAACGCCGUGACCAGUCUGCUGCAGGACUUCAAAUCAAGCCCCCAGGGAACUUCAUCGCGGAUGACGUCCUCUCCUGGUGAUCUGGACGUGUUCCGAAUAAUGAAGGAACUCCACGAGUUGCAGGCUAUUCAAGCCAGUGCUGCCAGUGGCAAAGCUGGCUCAUCCCACGGUGGUCACAACCGCGGCAACAGCCCAAAACCGUCGCAUUCGUUUGGACCCUCCAAGCCGAAGCAAGACGGAGCACCUUACGCCGGAAGUUCUUCACAGCAUUACAACCAAUCGCCAAAAACGUCGACUACGGCGAAUGUCUCCCAGCAGCAGAAGCAACAGCCAGCCCACCACAUACAAAUUCCCCAACUGGCGCAGUUUCUGCCUCGGUCGUAAAAGCAGCCGGAUCAGGGUGCAACAAAACUGCAUCUGUGACCAGCAACAGCAACACUGCCGCCGUGCCACCGAGUGUCAUUCAACAGCAAAUCUACACCGUCACUUCCAUACAAUCGGUUCCACCACCAAAGUGAUCGAACUCGACAGCUUCGAGGAUGAUUUCCUGUUUGCCAACUACUCGUAUGAUAGCACCAAAAGGCGAUCCUACAAGUGAUGGGGGACCUAAGCCGAGAAAUCUCUACUAAGAAACAAACAAAAAAAGACUGCCCAAGCAUGGCUGCCAUCGUGAUUUAGUUAAUGUUCGUUUUUUUUUUCUCGGGCUUUUGUUACGGUAGAACCGUUUUUUUUUGUUAGUUGCUGGUUUCAUUUAUUGGUCAUGUAUUUGAAGAGAGAAACUUCAACAACGGUCGGCUUAAACGGCACCGGAAGCAACAGUCCGAAAGUGCUGAACCCGAUGGCGGCGACUAGGAAAGCCAAUGGACCACCCUGAAGAGAUUCGCCAAGAGAGUUGGUCGAAACG